Molecule: messenger RNA, 2088 nt
Organism: Hydra vulgaris (swiftwater hydra)
Lineage: Eukaryota; Metazoa; Cnidaria; Hydrozoa; Anthoathecata; Hydridae
Source: RefSeq, a predicted model, not a curated record
CAGUUAUGAGUUUAGAAAGCGACGAUACAAGUGUAAAUUUUUAUCAAGACAAAGAUUACAAUAACGAAGUAUAUUGGGAAUGCCUAAUAUUAAAAAAGUCUCACGAGGAAAAGAAAGAGCCACAAAACGAAGAAUUAAUAUCGACUCACCAGAAAUUAGACGAAAGUUACAAUACAUCGAAGAGCAGCCUAAUAAAGGACAUAACGAAUACGAAUAUAGAGAGUUGCUCAAUGAAUAUUAUACCAUCACUGGAAACGAACACGCCUUACGAAAAAGCAAUUCAACUACUGAAAUCCCGCUACUACAGCAACAGAGCGAAACAACUAUCGACGGAGAAGGCUCUAGCAAAAUGUUUGGAAGAGAAAAUAAUUUUAAUGACACCAGAACAGAAUCUAGAAACGCUAUCGUAUCAGGAUGUCAGCUGGAUAGUGAAGAAGGAUCAAAAACUAUUCCUCCAAAGUGCGAAAAUGUUACUGAAAGCGAAAAAGAAACAGAUACAACAAGCGGAGAAAACAUUAUUGAAAUUUCGUCAGACGAGGAAUGGGUCGAAGAGAUUGAGGAAAAAGAAACCAUUGCAUGCUGCGACGACAUUACCCGUACUAACAGAUGCGCAGAAUUAAAGUUAGAUAAUUCGGAACUACUAUGUUUUAACAAAGAAUUAAAGCGAGGCUUUGAUAUUUUCCAUGUUAUUCAUACAGGGAAACCAACAACAUCAAUAUGGUACAACCAAAAGGAAACGAAAUGCGACGCCCUGGACCUUUGCUCUAAGACCCACACAAUAUGUAAAUACUUUGAUGGAAAAGAGAGCGAACAUUCAGGGCAACUUCACACCAACGUUAUCCUCGCCAGCUAUGUCUUGGACAAAUCCGAACGAAGUCCCGAAGGUGAACAACUCAGAAUUCGAAGAGCAUAUUUCAGAGAACGACAAUACCUCUGCAGGGGAUGUGCCGACAUCACAAGAAAACGGUACGGACACUACUGUCACAUCUGCAACUUGAGAAUUUCGGUUAAGCACGUUACUACCGCUUCUUACUACAAGAAUGCUGUUGUGUACGUGCUUGAACGUGAUUAACUACGUAAAAUCGCACAUUACAUUUGACUUAGACAAUAUACCAGACGAAACAAUAAUAACAAAACGCCAACCGUUAAAACAACAACAAAAACAUAACCUCGCAACUUACUUAUUUAAACACAACAUAAUGAACUCCAGACAUUAUGACGACGAACUGGCCAGAAGCGAAGAACUUAGACAACUAUAAUUCACUAUACAACUGAAAGAUCUUGAAAUUAUAAAGAAGACAAUAUUCCGAUAGGUGUACUUACAACAACGUAACAUAGACGUACUAACGCCUAGGAUAGUUGUAUCAAACAACAAAUCACGUUUGGGUGCUCUGAUGUUCUUCCUAUCUAACAUCGCACUACAAAACCAAAUCUCAGUCAAUAGGCUAAAACAGUUACUUUGCAACUUUAUCUUCAACUUAAACCAUAAAAAACGAGGACUCAUUCUAUGUGGACCAUCAGAUUCAGGUAAAACAUUUCUUGCUAAUCUAUUAUAUUCUAACUUUAAGCCUCAUGAAAUUGGGUACUUCAACUGUCCCACUGGACCUAAUCCAUCUGCUUUCCUACUUCAGGCAUUAAGUAACUGUUUAGCUUAUAGAUGCGACGAAAUGGUUUUCGAGCACCUAGGCGUGAUUCAGUUGAUGAAACAACUAUUAGAAGGAUCAAACACCCUUACAACAGACGUGAAAUACAAAGAUGCGAUGUUAAUCGACCCACAUCCAACUUUAAUCACCAUGAAUUCUACAUCAAAGUUCGACAUAUUAAAAUGGCAUCCCUCCGAGUAUCAAGCGUUUGAAAAUAGGUGUACGAUACUUUUCCUAGGCACACCUUUGCUUAAUAUAUUCAAUGACAAGGAAUUACAAGAAAUAAACACUUGUGGACCUGAGUUAUUGUAUAUGUUAAGCAUGCACAAACUAGACAAAGACACAUGCACUGCAGGGGUUUCGGACAAAUUUCAGGAUUUUAUUUUUUUAUAAUAAAAACAAUAUAUAUGUAAAUAAUUUUAUUAAAAUACAUAAUUUACAACAA